AUGAAUAGUGCAAUUUUAGGUAUAGAUAUCUCUAAAGCAACAUUUGAUGUAGCAUUACUUUAUAAUAAUAAAACAAAAACUAAAAAAUUUAACAAUAAUUUACAAGGAUUUGGUACAUUAAAACAAUGGUUAUCAACCAAUAAAAUUGAUACUGUGCAUGCUUGUAUGGAAGCCACAGGUUGUUAUGGAGAAAAAUUAGCGCAAUAUCUUUAUGAUAAUAAUUUUAAGGUGAGUGUAGUUAAUCCAGCACGAAUCAAAGGUUUUGCAACCAGUACAUUAUCUAGAGUUAAAACUGACAAAGCAGAUUGUCAGUUAAUUGCCCAAUUUUGUAAAGCUAUGCAACCUGAUCUUUGGCAACCAACAGCGGUUUAUAUAAGAGAAUUACAACAAUGGGUACAUCGUUUAGAUGCCCUAAUUACUCAUAAAAAUCAAGAAACUAAUAGGUUAGAAAAUGUGAGUGAUAUUGUUAAAGCAAAUAUCCAAACUCAUAUUGAUUUUUUAGAUAAACAGAUCAAAGAAGUAGAGCAGGAAAUUAGUAAGCAUAUUAAACAACAUAAAGACUUAAGUGAUAAAAGUAAGCUUCUUGAAUCAAUUCCUGGAGUAGGAGACAAAACAAUAGCUAUAGUACUAGCUUUUUUAGGUAACAUAAAAGCUUUUGAUUCUGCAAAACAAAUUGUUGCUUUUGUUGGUCUUAACCCCAAACCAAGACAAUCUGGUUCUUCUGUACGUGGAGUUAGUAGAAUAUCUAAGACAGGAGAUGCAGAUUUACGAAAAGCUUUUUAUAUGCCAGCUGUAGUUUCUAUUAGAUUUAAUCCAAUUAUAAAAGAUUUCAGCCAACGUUUAAGUAGUGCAGGAAAAUCUAAAAUGGUUACAGUUGUCGCUGCUAUGCUUUUUGGUAAAAUUUCUGUACCAAUUUGUUGGUAUCAACUAGAGCAUGGAGGGGCAUGCUCUAGUUGGUUGAUGGAGGAAGUUUUAGACAGAUUUAUUAAUAAUUUUGGAGUGCAUAAAAUUAAAUAUUUGCUGGCUGAUCGAGAAUUUAUGAGCAAAGAAUGGCUUAAUUUUUUGACUAAAAAAGAAAUUAAAUUUGCGAUUCCAGUUAGAAAAGAUAUGCUAAUUCGCAUUACAAAUGCUUUACAAACUAAACCAGCGGGUAAAAGUUUUGAUUAUGUAAAGCCUCUUGAAUAUAUUGAAGUUAAAGGAAUAUUAUGGGAUCAUGCAGUGACAUUAUCGGCCUAUAGGAAUAAUAAAAAUGAACUGAUGGUUAUUGCAGCUAGCGGUGAUAUUGAUGUCAGCAUUUUUGCUUUAUAUAAAUUUCGCUGGUCAAUUGAGCGGUUGUUUAAACAUCUCAAAAGCAGUGGCUUUGAUAUUGAAAAAAGUCACAUAACAAACCCGUAG
Messenger RNA from Didymodactylos carnosus, 1395 nucleotides. NCBI's taxonomy places the organism in Eukaryota, Metazoa, Rotifera, Eurotatoria, Philodinida, Philodinidae. The record is from the annotation of a GenBank genome assembly.